UAAACGCUAGCUUACAAUUGGAAUGGAAACACAUUUGCCUUGUCAGCAGCUGUGCUUGACUGCUGUGUUUUAACAAGCGGUCGUUAUGUUAGCUCUGAGAAAUGUUCACCUGCAUGAAAGAAGAAGAAGGCACCAAAGUUUGUGUGCGAGGGUAAGAGGGAGACCACACCAAGCAGAUGCUGUGCAGCACUGAGCUGGUUGUGAGGCUAAGCUGCAUCAGCUGAGUGGCUGUGACUCACCAACGCUGCCGCUCCAUGUGUGGCCUCAGAGAAAACACCAGUAACUUCUUGGUGGAUGUGAGGAGGAGCCCAUCACACCAACUCUGGGCCACAACAGGACCACAGACCACGGCUUUCUCCUCGCUGCUCUCUUCUCCUACUCUAUGCGGCUCAAGGUCAAGGCAGGACGAUUCAGCUUGGAUCCGGGGACGGCUGAGGCAGGUGGACCUAACUUUCUUGGUUGUCUGCUGACAGUAUGGAGGACUAGAGGACUCUGAGGAGGAUGUGAGGUCUGGGCCGCUUUCAGAACGUCUCAGGACGCUGUCACGGUGUUCUCGGAACCUGGACGAGUCCAGGGGGAAUGGGCCCAUCCGCACUCCAGGAGGGAGAGACCAAGGAGGAGAUGGAGAGCUACCAUGACCUGCUCCAGGCCAGCUCUCAGCUUGAGAACACACUGCAGCAGGUCGCUGUCCCUGUGAGCCUGAAGGAGGUGGGAGGCUACAUUGAGAAACAGGUGGCCUAUCUGUCAGGGGGCCGUGGGAAAGACUCCAGCGUUAUCAUCACCCUCCCUGAGUGCUCAGCCUUCAGUGACAUUCCAGAGGAAGCUUUAGCCAAAGUCUUCACGUACCUCACCCUCAUCCCUCGUGCAAGGCAACCUGGAGUCAAGUUUAUCAUCAUCUUAGACCGACGACUGGACACAUGGGCAUCAAUCAAAACAGCACUCGCCAGAAUAGCAGCUUCCUUUCCUGGGAACUUACACCUGGUCCUGGUGCUGCGUCCGACCAGCUUCUUUCAUCGAACGGUCACUGACAUCGGCUUUCGCUUCAGCCAGGAUGACUUCAUGCUAAAAAUGCCAGUGGUGAUGCUGAGCUCAGUCACAGACCUGCUGCACUACAUCAGUGAGAACCAGCUGACGUCAGAGUUUGGAGGAACUUUGGACUAUUGUCACAGUGACUGGAUAGUUCUGAGAACGGCUAUCGAAAGUUUUGCUGUCACAGUCAAAGACAUUGCACAGAUGCUUCAGGGUUUUGGCACGGAGCUGGCAGAGACAGAGGUGCCUGACAAAGGGAAAGCCAUAGAGUAUCUUCUGGAAAACCAAACUGCAAAGUACAGGAAACUCAAAGAAGCAAUCAGGUCAGUUUCAAAAGAAGGUCAUCGUCUUCUCUCCAGCCUGGAGACUUCAGAGAAAGAGGACGACUGCCACUGGGACGUGAAGCUGGACUGGGAGACAGUGCAGAGACUUCUCGCUCAGCUCAGAGACAUGGAGUCAGCAUUUGAUGGUUUCUUUGAGAAGCAUCAUCUGAAGCUUCACCAGUACCUGCAGCUACUGAAAUACGAGCAAAGUUUUCAGGAGAUGGAGUUGUGUCUGGGACAUCUGACAGCUCAGGAGAGAGAGUUCUCUGUGGCUGUAGAAACUCUGGCUCAGACUGAACAGGCUCUUAAAAAGCUGAACACGCUCGAGUCUAACGCACAGGAGGUGGUGUCCCGGGCUCAAAUCAUCAUCCUCCAUGGACACCAGCUGUCGGCCAAUCACCACUUUGCCGUGGCUCUCAUCAUGCAGCGCUGCAACGAGCUUCGCCAUCACUGUGAUACACUCAAUGCUGCUCUGAGGUCCAAACACACUCAUCUUAAGCACACACACCAGCUGCUCAUCUCCCUUGGUCAGGCUCAAACGUGGUGUGAUGAUGCAGCCUACCUGCUGGCCAAUCAGCUGGUAGAAAACUGUCAGUCUAGGCUGGGGGCCCAGGCUGCAUUAAAAGACAUUGAACAGUUCCUGGGGGGGGCGCCAUCCAUCCUGAGCACAGGGGCUGACAUCUUGAAGAUUGAAUAUGAGGCUGUGGUCACACCUAAUCUGCAGGCUCAGAUUGGUAAAACCUUUGAGAAAUAUGCAGCGGUGCAUCAGAUGAUUGAGAACCGACAGACUUCCCUGAGGAAACUGGCUGAUAAACAUGUGAGACCCAUCCAGCUGGUGACCCCCAGACCAGAAAACCCACCACACUCCAAGUCCCCUCUCUUCUCCCCCAAACAUGCUGAUGGUUUGAAGUUCACCUUUGACCUCUCGUUACCUGGGAAGAGAUCAUCACGUAAGACCCCCCACACAAGAAAAAUAGAGGUGAUCCAUGACUACCAGGAGAGUCCCGGCUGCGUCUCCUACAGUCUGGAGGGAGACGACAGUCCAGAUCUUCUGAAGCGUCAUGUGAUGAGGGAACUCAUAGAGACUGAGAGAAUCUACGUUGAAGAGCUGCUGUCAGUGCUACUGGGUUACCGGGCAGAGAUGGACAAUCCAGAACUUUCAGGGCUUCUGACCCCAAUCCUGCACAGCAAGCGAGACGUUCUCUUUGGAAACUUGCCCGAGAUUUACAAUUUUCACAGUAGGAUCUUCCUCCAGGACCUGGAAGGAUGCCUGGAGGCCCCUGAAGGUGUGGGAGCUUAUUUCCUAAAGCGGAAAGAGAGUUUUCAAAUGUACGAAUGCUACUGUCAGAAUAAACCACGCUCUGAUGCUCUGUGGAGACAGUUCUCUGACUGUGCCUUCUUUCAGGAAUGUCAAAAAAAGCUGGAGCACAAACUGGGUCUGGAUUCAUACCUGCUGAAACCAGUCCAACGCCUCACGAAAUACCAGCUGCUGUUAAAGGAGCUGCUCAAAUACAGUACCGACUCCGAGGGAACCUCUGAACUGCAGGAGGCGCUAACAGCCAUGCUGGACCUGCUCAAAUCUGUCAAUGAUUCCAUGCAUCAGAUCUCCAUCACAGGAUAUGAGGGAGACCUCUGUGAGCUGGGCCAUGUGCUGAUGCAGGGCUCCUUCAGUGUGUGGAUCAGCCAUAAGAAAGGCCCCACACGUAUGAAGGAGCUGGCUCGAUUCAAACCCAUGCAGAGACACCUCUUCCUUUAUGAGCGAGCUCUUCUGUUCUGCAAACGGAGGGAGGAGCACGGAGACGGCUGUGACAAAACCCCAUCCUACAGCUUCAAGCACUGUCUGAAGAUGACUGCUGUGGGAAUCACAGAGAAUGUCAAAGGAGAUGUGAAGAAGUUUGAGAUCUGGUACAGUGGCAGAGAGGAGGUGUAUAUAGUUCAGGCUCCCACCGUGGAAGUGAAGAUGGCCUGGCUCAAUGAGCUGCGCAGAAUCCUGACUAACCAACAGAAGCUGCUCAGAGAUGAAGCGUAUCAACAUGGUCAAAUGGUUGAACAUAUGCAGCUUUCCCCACCGAUCCCUGAGAGCAAACAGCAAAGGGCGUCAGUGAGCUCAGAAGAGACAGAGUCAGGGAGGAGCAGUCCAGACCCCCAGCCUCACUCCCCUAAACACCAGCACAACCGCAGGAGUUGGCCUGGAGCCAAUCAAUCAAGAGGAAACUGUGAGGGUCUGGAGGAGUGGUCUGGAGGUCCAGAUGUUUUUAACCCUUCUGACACAGAUGAUGGCGUUUUACUGGCAAUGUCUCCAGGCAGAUACAGGGCUUUGGCUGACAGUCUUCAAAACGGACCAGACAGCAUCACAAUCAAAUGUGGAGACAACAUUCAGCUGCAGUAUGAAGAGAAGGGACGCUGGCUUGUGAAAAACCUGAGUCGACGACAGGAGGGCUUCGUCGCAGCUGCCAGCCUGCGGCUGAUUGUUGGUCACAGUAGCCGAAGACACUUCUCCAGACUGGGGGAUCCAGGAAACCUGAAGGUGAGGAAACUCAGUUCCCCGUAGAGAAGGAAAAGCACAGAAUGUGAAUAAAAUAUUUCCUGCAGACACAGGAGGAUGAGACUGAGCCAUACCUGAUAUGUUAGUGAUGCACUAUCGUCUACACACACACACACACACACACACACACCCCCGUUUGUGCUGCAGAGUUGACCUGAAGUAGGAAUGUCUAGGCGUGUACAUAAGACUUGGUCGACGAUCUCAUUGGUCCGCUCUCUGACAUUUGUGGAGGUGUGGGGUGGGGUCGUCACACGAGUCCGUUCUCCUCUUUGGAUUCGUAGAGUUCCUCCUGUUUCAUCCAGAUCCAUUUUCUGAAUGUGAGUCUGCUGCUGCUGCGACAGUGGCUCCUUUUCCAAACUGUGGAUUUUUUUCUCCAACCUCUUUUACAAACCUAAACUUGAAGUUUCUCUACCUGAAUGUGUUCAUUUGUGUCACUGCUGGACUGAUGCUCUCCGAGGACUUGGCCUGAAACAUUUCAAACAGAGACUUUUCUACAGAACCAUGGUCAUUUUACAGCACUUAUUGUACUGUACGUCAGCGUUUCAUCUUGUAGUUGGUUAGUUGAUAUUUUUCAUUCGAACUCAGCCUCACUGUGUUUUUCUAAAGUUACAGAAAGUCAAAAACACCAAAAUGUGCCAUACCAUAAUGCCUUUCAUUUCCUGCUUUGUAUAUACUGUUAGCUAGUCAGAUCGUGUUGCUUUUACUUGAACUAAUAAUUAUUAUUAAGAUGCACUUUAAUAUAAGAGGAAGAAAAUAUAGGAACACACAGCCACUUUGUUUUGUUUUUCUGGUCUUAUAUAUGUAAACAUGUUAAGUUGGUACACUUGCUAAAGAAAUGUAUCUUUGUUAUAGAUCUAAACAUUUCUCCUUUGGUAAAAAAAAAAGG
Molecule: messenger RNA, 4783 nt
Organism: Cynoglossus semilaevis (tongue sole)
Lineage: Eukaryota; Metazoa; Chordata; Actinopteri; Pleuronectiformes; Cynoglossidae
Gene: mcf2a
Product: MCF.2 cell line derived transforming sequence a
Exons: 32
Coding region: 580-3903 (1107 amino acids)
Biological process (GO): intracellular signal transduction; dendrite development
Cellular component (GO): cytoplasm
Molecular function (GO): guanyl-nucleotide exchange factor activity; protein binding
Source: RefSeq, a predicted model, not a curated record